AUGCCUGUGCCGACCGUUCAGGCCCAGCAUCCCUCCGAACAAGAAUCCCACUCUGCAUCGGCAUUCGAAUCUCACUCACAUCUCUCACUGGACCCUGCUGACUCGGCUGCUCUUUCAGCGGUCAUCGCCCGUCAGUUGGCCAAUCUAAGCGACAUCGCCAAACAAACCACUGGCCACCAAAGCAGCAUCCCACUUAGCGGCGUCAGCAGCAUAGACAUGACCAUGAAGACUGAUCGCAAGGCUCACACCCAUACUGCCUCUGCUGCCUCCAUCGCAACCAACGCCAAAAAUUCCACUUCGACCCCAAUUGGUAAUAAAAACAACCAAACCAGCAACAAUAGCAGCAACAAUAGCAGCAAUAUCACUCGGAAACGCAAGGCCACUAAUGCUGCCGAACGGCGUGCAUCCACAACUGACCCAACAGCCUUGGCGGAGAAUCCUCAUACGACUAUCUCCGAGAAGAAAAAGCGGGCAUUGAUUGAUGAGCACAAAGACGACCAUGGGGACCAGGAGGAGGAACAGCGCGUUGUUGAGGUCUCAAGCAAUAAGAGGAAGAAACGCGUGGUAGUAACAACUCCACGUUCACACUCGCGCCAAUCUCAUGCGCCUACGGAACCACUAGCUGCAGUUCAGCCAGUAGAGACGGCGGAGGUUGAUGCCGACGUCGAAGUCGAUGUCGAUGGCAUGGACACGGAUGAGGCACCGCUGCAGUCGAACGCCGAGUCAACGGAAGCCACUGCUGCUGCCAAACACGCUGGUUCGCGAAAGAGCGGGAGUGCGUCUGCAUCGAACUCGACACUCAAGAAGAGCUCUAAGGGUGCGAGUGAGAGUACGACCAAGAGUGCAUCCCUCAGCAGCAAACGCGAUAGCAAUGCCAAUGGUGACACGAAAGCAUCACAUCCUUCUACGACCCCCUCCGCUGCAAUCUCGACAGAGGCAGCAUCUAGCGAAACGAAGACGACAAAGUCAACAAAGUCCCGGAGCACACCCCAAGUUGCUUCCAGUGUUGCAUCCCCACCUCCAUCUGCCGCCGCCGCGUCCUCGCCCCCUUCCGAUGCGGUUCACCAGAAACGCGUAUUACCUUCGCGCGGUGGAAUGCUACGCGACAAGACUGGUGUGCUCCCAAUAGAUGCCACGCUCUUCGAACCUCCAAUUGCUCCUGCAGGAGAAUACAUUCUCUAUCUCGCCAACAAACAAGUCCUGCAAAGGGCCACGGUUGAUCCUAACAGAGUCCCACCAGCAGCCUACUGUGGAGGAGCAGAUGAUUCAGAAGACUUUCAACCUCUAACAGCACCACUGUCAUCCUCAUCAACGACCGCAUCAAGCUCUCUAUCAAAGCUAGCAAUACCCCAAUUAGCGCCUCCGCCGUUUAUUCCCACUCAUAUUGAGGUGCCCAUUUUCAGACCCUGCAGUAUCAGCCAGUUUUUGCAGGAAGAAAAGAAGCGCAGGAUGCAGUUGUUGUCCAAAGCGCUCGCCAAGGCUGAGGCCGAAGCAGCUGCCGAGGCACUUGCGCACGCCAACUCUCCGUCUUCUGCCACGGCGAGAGCCGUUUCGACACGUCAGAAGCACAAGGAAAUUGUGAAUAACCAACAUGUCAGUGUCCAGACCGCAGUCCCCUCUUGGUCCUCACACUCGCAUGGCAGGAAAGCAACGACAACUAAUACGACCCUGGGCAAGAUUGAAGGUAUUGACGGCGGCGCUGGACCGGAGGAGAAUUUAUCGGACGAGGUGUACGAGAAGCGGCAUAGGAAGCAGGAAAUGGCAGAGAAGAAGGUAAAGAAUCGAGAGAAAGAGAAGUUGCGGCAUGCGAUGUAUCAACAGCAGCUGGUGGUUGAGAAGCUGAGGCAUAUUGAGAUCAAUCGCCUGAUGCCCAUCAGCGCGUUCCGAUCGCUUCAGAAGACGGUUGAGCAAGAACAACAGCAGCAGCAGAGGGAGGCAGGGUCCAGCGCGGAUGAGGCUACGCAGCAGCAACACCAUGUACCGAUCUCGUUGGCAGCGGCCAAGGUUAUGCAGGAUCAAUAUCAUCGGCGGUUGCUGCGGGAGGCGGAAGAGAAUUUGCGGAGGUAUGAGCAGCUAGGACUCGGGGAUACGACAAAUACAUUGUCGGCACCAAAGUAUUCGCCGUUCAGUCGUACAAAGAACCGACUUGCCACCAUGAUUCUUCCAGCCCCUAAGACUGGCGAGUCGAGCACGGCUGUUGCAAAGACGACAGCGGCGGAAGUGAAGCAGGAGAAGAAGGAGAAAAGGACCGUCGGGGAUGGACAGAGUCGAAAGAAGGUCAGGGUUCUCAAGGUGUCCACAGAGGAGCAGAAGGACGAUGGCAGUGCUGUUGUUACUAAUCAUCCCAAGACCAAGGAAGUCUCCUCGGCAGCUGUGCCAUCCACAAAGACGGUCGCAGCAGCGUCUUCGACAUCCGCAAAACCAGCUUCGUCCAAGAAAUUGUCUACGACUACGGCGAAACCAGAGGAGGCUCCUACGCCACCGAAACCAAUUACGACGUUCAUCAAGCCUGGAUCGGUACUUGCGUCCGGUGCACGCAAGAGCUCAAGGGUUGCAUUGGCGUUUGGAGAGAAAGUGCCGAUACUGGAGCGGAUGGACUUUGAUCUGCCAAUGGAGGGGUUCGGGGACAUGUUGCUGGAGCGGGCAAAGAGUAGUGCGAUUCUGACGAUGGAACUCCAGAGAAGAGGCCUGCUGGGGGGCAUUGACAAGGAGACUACAGACCAAGGCGAUGCAGUGAAAGAUAAGGCAAGGAAAACAACAGAGGCAUCGUCUGUUGCGACACUUCCGAACGCGCCGUUGUCUUCGGCAUUGACCUCGGCCUCAUCUCUGCCAUCAAAGUCGUCUUCAUGA
Gamsiella multidivaricata is the source of this 2850-nucleotide messenger RNA. RefSeq lists its product as uncharacterized. The coding region runs from base 1 to 2850 and encodes 949 amino acids. NCBI's taxonomy places the organism in Eukaryota, Fungi, Mortierellomycota, Mortierellomycetes, Mortierellales, Mortierellaceae. The record is from RefSeq and is a predicted model, not a curated record. The transcript has 2 exons.